Messenger RNA from Ailuropoda melanoleuca (giant panda), 5735 nucleotides. It is a transcript of the gene ANTXR1, whose product is annotated as ANTXR cell adhesion molecule 1. Gene Ontology annotation, molecular function: transmembrane signaling receptor activity. The record is from RefSeq and is a predicted model, not a curated record. Gene Ontology annotation, cellular component: cell surface; plasma membrane. Lineage: Eukaryota; Metazoa; Chordata; Mammalia; Carnivora; Ursidae.
AGAAAAGGCAAAGCGCUCUCCCAACCAAGAACAAUUUGAAAACCCACCCUACAAUAUUUAAAAGCUGGGACAAAGAAGCGUCAGGACGGAGCUGCUUCAGCCGCAAACGUCAGCGGAGCCUCCGGAGGGGUCCGCCGCCCGAGUCAGGAGCAGCCCCUUUAAAAAAAGCGGAGUACAGUAUUGGGAUUCUUGAAACCUGAAACCUAGAAACAGAAUCGAAGCGGAAACCAGAAGGAAAACCUUGAACUCCUCCAGACAAUUGCUUCCGGGGAGUUCCAGGAGCGCGAGGGGGAAUAAAGGGCCCGGAGCAGGGCCCCUCGGAUGGCGCGUCCCUGAGGGUCCUGGCGAGUUCGAGGCGCGUGGGAAGCAGAGGACCCUACCCUCUCCCUGGGCUGCAGGUCAUGGCCACCGUGGAGCAGAAAGCCCUCGGCAUUGGCUUCAAGUGUCUCUCCUUGGCCACUUUUGUGCUCAUCUGCGCCGGGCAAGGGGGACGCAGGGAGGAAGGGGGUCCAGCCUGCUACGGGGGAUUUGACCUGUACUUCAUUUUGGACAAAUCAGGAAGUGUGCUGCACCACUGGAAUGAAAUCUAUUACUUUGUGGAACAGUUGGCUCAUAAAUUCAUCAGCCCACAGCUAAGAAUGUCCUUUAUUGUCUUCUCUACUCGAGGAACAACCCUAAUGAAGCUAACAGAAGACAGAGAACAGAUCCGUCAGGGCCUAGAAGAACUCCAGAAGGUCCUGCCGGGAGGAGACACUUACAUGCAUGAAGGAUUUGAAAGGGCCAGCGAGCAGAUUUAUUAUGAAAACAGCCAAGGAUACAGGACGGCCAGCGUCAUCAUUGCUUUGACCGAUGGGGAACUCCAUGAAGAUCUCUUUUUCUAUUCAGAGAGGGAGGCUAACAGAUCCCGAGAUCUCGGUGCCAUUGUUUACUGUGUCGGUGUGAAGGAUUUCAAUGAAACGCAGCUGGCCCGGAUUGCGGACAGCAAGGACCACGUGUUUCCUGUGAAUGACGGCUUUCAGGCUCUGCAAGGCAUCAUCCACUCAAUUUUGAAGAAGUCCUGCAUCGAAAUUUUAGCAGCUGAACCAUCCACCAUAUGUGCAGGAGAAUCAUUUCAAGUCGUCGUAAGAGGAAACGGCUUCCGACAUGCCCGGAAUGUGGACAGGGUCCUGUGCAGCUUCAAGAUCAACGAGUCAGUCACACUCAAUGAGAAGCCCUUCACUGUGGAAGACACUUACUUGCUGUGUCCAGCACCUAUCUUAAAAGAAGUUGGCAUGAAAGCCGCGCUUCAGGUCAGCAUGAACGACGGCCUCUCUUUCAUCUCCAGUUCUGUCAUCAUCACCACCACACGCUGUUCCGAUGGCUCCAUCCUGGCAAUCGCCCUGCUGAUCCUGUUCCUGCUGCUGGCCCUGGCUCUCCUCUGGUGGUUCUGGCCGCUCUGCUGCACCGUGAUUAUCAAGGAGGUCCCUCCACCCCCAGCUGAGGAGAGUGAGGAAGAAGAUGAUGACGGUCUGCCCAAGAAAAAGUGGCCUACCGUAGAUGCCUCUUACUAUGGUGGGCGGGGCGUUGGAGGCAUUAAAAGGAUGGAGGUUCGUUGGGGAGAAAAGGGUUCCACAGAAGAAGGUGCUAAGUUGGAAAAGGCAAAGAAUGCCAGAGUCAAGAUGCCGGAGCAGGAAUACGAAUUCCCCGAGCCUCGGAAUCUCAACAACAACAUGCGGCGGCCCUCUUCCCCCCGGAAGUGGUACUCCCCGAUCAAGGGAAAACUGGAUGCCUUGUGGGUCCUACUAAGGAAAGGAUAUGAUCGUGUGUCUGUGAUGCGUCCACAGCCAGGAGACACGGGCCGCUGUAUCAACUUCACCAGAGUCAAGAACAAUCAGCCCGCUAAGUACCCCCUCAACAACGCCUACCACACCAGCUCACCCCACCCCCCAGUGCUCCCCCCUCCAAUUCCAUCCCCACCUUCCACCCUGCCCCCUCCUCCUCAGGCUCCACCUCCCAACAGGGCGCCACCCCCCUCCCGACCUCCUCCUAGGCCUUCUGUCUAGAACCCAAAGUUCAUUCUCUGGGCUCUUAGAAACUUUGGGGAGGAGGCUCCUCUGUGGUGUUAGAAUAAGUCUUUCCAGUUAGGAGAGGCUUCUGCUUUGGAAAUGAGUGGUGAUAAAGCCCACUGACCUUCACACACCUUAAAAAUUGGUUUGUAAUGCCAAUACACCAGCAAUUGUGAUCAGCAGAAAGAAACAGAAAUUUUGAAAUGCCUGAAAACAAAUGAUGAGGCACCUACAGUCACAAUUAUAGCCAGCCAGCCAUCACCUCUAGAAGGUUCCAGAGACAGUGAAACUGCUGAGAUGCUCUUAAACGGGAUUGUGUCUCAUGGAGACCAAUAAGAAAAUCAUUUCUCUGAGGGUGAAACGCAGAGUCGGAUGGAUGAGAAAUAACAUUGCUGGGUUUCUAAAUGCUGCCUUCCCUCCUCCACUCCACCUCGAUCACUUGACCCUGGACCCUUGGCCUAGGAACCAAGGAAUCCUCACCCAAGAAGGUGAAAACCCUUGGCCUACAACUUUGGGAAAAGCUUGGGGUCCCCAUUGUGGCAAGAAACUCAACAUCAGACAGGUAUCCAAAAGCAUGUUCGCCUGGGAUUUGCAAAGGAGUAAAAACAUAUGCCUUAUUUUCCUUUCAAAUUCUCCCAGUUUCCAAGUGAGGAAGAGAGCAGGUGUUUAAAGAUGGAAAGAGGUAUGUUGCCACGUUGCUGUGUAAGUGAAAUCAGGUGUGCGCAUUGACUGGCGAUACUGAUGAGAGCAUUAGACAGUUUCUAAAACCCACAGGCCACCAGCAGCUAGAGGUGGUUGGCUUUGGCCCGACAUGGUCCACUAAUCAACAGACAAUGGCAUUGUUGAAGAGCAACCUGUUAAUGAUUCAUGUUAAAUAUCAAGAUUAGGCUUCAGUUUAAAUCACUUAAGGUAUGAAGAAGUGACUGAUCCCAUUUUUCAGAGACAAAUGUUGAGUUGAUCUUCCCAAAAUGGCAUCACUAGCACCUACCAUACAAUCUCACUGGGAUUUUUUUUUUCCCUUUCUUUCUUGGUAAAGUUGUAUACCGGAGAUUUCUAGGUAGAGUUGAGAGACAAUGGUCCUAACAUAGUAGGGAAACCAUCUCCAGGUUCUUUAAUUAACCACAAAAAAAGCCAUGUAUGUGUAGAUGCAAAUGUAUUUCUCCUUGGCUUUUCAACGUACUCAUAAACAUAAGCUGUCAACCCAGGAGGAAUAUACUAGAUGUUCUGCCUGAAAUUCCCACGAGGCCUGGGAUCCACCCUAUUCCUCCAAGUCUUUCUGAAUCUGUUGUUAUCAGUAAGCCCUGUAACCACUUUCUAAACAUUGGGCUUCAUCAUCCAGGGUGAAAACAGAGGUCCCUCCUUCACCACCCCAUUCAAAAUUAUCUCCUCCAUAGGUCUUAAAAUUCCUCUCCCAAACCGCUCAAAGUCUUAAAUCUUAUCUGGAACAAAGCAGAAUAUCAAAUAAAUAUAAACUUAGAGCUUUGGGUUAUGGCCUCCAAAGAUCCUUCAGGAACCCAUCAAGCCAGCCUGAUUCUUGCACCUUACUCAGAACACAGACAUAAGGACCCGGCAUGCACUCCGUCAACACCAGUUCUUGUAGCCAUGACAGACAUUGCUCAUCAAUCACAGCACUAUCCAUGGAGCCCAGCAAUUUCUUCACAAUCCUCACAUCACAACUUCAAAGAGCCACCAUUCAUCAGUCAGGAUUUGAGAGAAAGAUGAGCCCUGUUUUCCAUCCCCACUUUAGAAAGCAGAAACAAACAAACAAAAACUAGAAAGCAGAAACACACAGGAAUUGCAUGGAGGAAUGGGGAAUCCUUGGGCAUAAAAGGUACAGUCGGGGAACAUAGAUCUCGGCAGAGUGCCUUAGUGGGGGGACCACAGGCACUAAAUCUGGAGUGCCGAUGCCAAACUGACACGUCUCUAAGUGUACCUCAGACCCAGCCCUUCUCCCAGCCUGCCACUACCAAACGCCCAGCCUUCUCAUAGAGCUAAAAUCAGAGAUGGUUUCCAGGACUUAUAAAAGCAACCUCCCUUUGCCACCUCCUCAACCUGGCCUGUAUUGUCUGUUCUUACAACACGAGGCUUCUUCUUUAGUAUAGUCCCUCAUGAGGCAGGGGCCACAAUGUCUCAGCCACCUGCAGUGACAUUGCUGGACUCCAGCAAACCAUUCCAUAGGAGAAUGGGUUCCCCAGGCUCACAGCAUAGAGAUGUUGAGCCCAUGGCAACUGUUUUGACUGCGGGCAGUACAGAACAGUCCACCCCACACCACUGCCGCCUGACUCACUGCGGCCAUAAGAAAGUUCAAGCCAAGACACAGACGUUGUACAAGAUGGCGGGCAUCGAGUGAGAAUGCAACAUUCAGGAUCUCAACAGCACAUCAAUCAGAAGCCCUGUGCAGCUUCCACGAUGUCUUGGUGAACUUUCUGAUGAAUAGGGAACUGCAAAUAUAUGCUGAUUUAGAAGGGAUUAGCAGGGUUUGUCCUUAAAACUGACUCAUCAUGUCAUCCCUAGUCAUUUAGAAUUACAGUUGAGAAGGUGAAACUUCUAGACUAUAUGAAUAAGGCAAUAGUAGGCUAGCAUGGACAAAAUUCUUUAACUGGUUUAUAAAAUAUAUCAGUAUUUGUAUCAUUCCCUGUAAAAGGCAGCAUACGAUUGUGAUCAGGAAACUGCACAAAAUUAUUUUUUCAGCCCCCAUGUUAUUGUCCUUGUGAAGUUUUUUUUUUUAAUAAAAGCCAACUUUUUGUUGUAUAUAUUCGUAUUCCAUGUGUUAGAUGGAAGCAUUUCCUAUCCAGUGUGAAUAAAAAGAACGGUUGUAGUAAAUUAUUAUAAAGCCAAUGAUAUUUCAUGGCAGGUUAUUCUACCAAGCUGUGCUUGUUGGUUUUUCCCAUGACUAUAUUGCUUUUCUAAAUGUACAAAUAGUUACCAAAAUGACGAGACCUCUGUUUGCACAGCAUUAAUAAGAACCUUGAGUUCCGUGGUCCUCUCCUUUGAAGACCAGCUCACAAAUGGUUUCUGGCCUGGAGCUUUGCACAUACUCCAGCAAGACUGUAAAAAAUUCUCUCUUUGACCAAGAUCAAGAACAGAGCAGGUGGGCAAAUUAAUUAAUAUACUUGGAUAUCUGGCCAUGGGUAACUUCAUUGUAAAUAACACUAAAAUGGGCCGAGAUGAUUUUGAUGUCUCAUAAACACUAGCAUCCAAACACUGUCAGAUGAGAAAAAUCCACCAAAGAACCAGAAAAAAUAAUAAUAAUUAUGAGAUAGUGAGCAAGUUUCAGCCCAAUGCCAAUCAAUAAAAACAAUUAAUGCUGUGUAAAAUGGGUUGAAUUAGCUUGCGAACUAUAUAAAGAUAUAUGCAGUAAAAAGCCUGUGAAUGCACACCAGAUGGGAACGGGGUAUUCUAGUCAGUUGCCUUCUCUAGUUAUCUGAGCUCUACUAUAUUAUCGUACUUGGAUAACCAAUUUAAAAGAAUUAGAAUAUGAUUUUUUUAAAUACACUUAACAUUAAACUCUUCUUCUAGUCCUUUCUUCUUUCUGCGAUAAUUCAGAAGACAGUAUGGAUCUUCAGUGCGUCAUUGCUCUAAAAAAUCAGUUAUCACUGUACCAUGCUAUAGGAGACUGGGCUAACCCUGCACAAUGACAAACUCUGGAAGUUGCUUUUUAAAAAAAAUAAUAAUAAAUUCCUAAAAUCA